GGGGAGGGAAGGGCCUGGUCUCCUGUCCUUAUCCUGGAAGUCUGAACCCUGUGGGGACAGAAGGAGGAGGAAACCAGAAGAGACUGUGCGGUUAUCCAAGGCCCCAGAGCCGGCAGGCGGAGCCCUUCCCAUGGCCCAGCUCCUGCCCCAGCCCCCGUGGCCGUCCCCGGCUGAGGGUGGUGUCCAGGACCCUUCAGUACCCGCAGCCGAGUGGCAGAAUCAGCAGCCACAAGGUGGCAGAGCGGAGGGCCUGUCCCCUGAGCCCUGGAGGAUCCUGGAGGUGCCCUCCAUUUGCAUAACACCAUCCAGUGAUGGAGAGUCACCCCCUUGCACCCCGAGCCCCCAGCGCCUACGACUGCCGAGGACCCCAGACCUGGAGAAUCUACCCCAGGACAGCACCACCCCCCACUCCGGCCGGAGCACGCCGAGCAGCUCCCCAUCUCUCCGCAAGCGGCUGCAGCUCUUGCCCUCGAGCCGGCCCCCGCCCGAGCCUGAGCCAGGCACCAUGGUGGAGAAGGGGUCAGAUAGCUCCUCGGAGAAGGGCGGCGUGCCUGGGACCCCCAGCACCCAGAGCCUGGGCAGCAGGAACUUCAUCCGCAACAGCAAGAAGAUGCAGAGCUGGUACAGUAUGCUGAGCCCCACAUACAAACAGCGGAACGAGGACUUCCGGAAACUGUUCAGCAAACUCCCCGAGGCUGAACGCCUCAUUGUGGAUUACUCCUGUGCCUUGCAGCGCGAGAUCCUCCUCCAGGGCCGCCUUUACCUCUCCGAGAACUGGAUCUGCUUCUACAGCAACAUCUUCCGCUGGGAAACGACAAUUUCUAUCCAGUUGAAGGAAGUGACGUGUCUGAAGAAGGAAAAGACGGCCAAGCUGAUCCCCAAUGCCAUCCAGAUCUGCACUGAGAGUGAGAAGCAUUUCUUCACCUCCUUUGGCGCCCGGGACCGCUGCUUCCUCCUCAUCUUCCGCCUCUGGCAGAAUGCGCUGCUUGAAAAGACGCUGAGUCCCCGCGAGCUCUGGCACCUGGUGCAUCAGUGCUACGGCUCGGAGCUGGGCCUCACCAGCGAGGAUGAGGACUACGUCUGCCCCUUGCAGCUGAAUGGUCUGGGGAACCCCAAGGAAGUGGGAGAUGUGAUCGCACUGAGUGACAUCACCCCCUCUGGGGCAGCUGACAACAGCCAGGAGCCGAGCCCGGUGGGUUCACGCCGUGGCCGCCUCACCCCCAACCUAUCCCGGGCCAGCAGCGAUGCAGACCACGGGGCAGAGGAGGACAAGGAGGAGCAGACAGACAGCCAGCCCGACGCCUCCUCCAGCCAGACGGUGACCCCGGUGGCUGAGCCCCCAAGCACAGAGCCCACCCCGCCUGAUGGGCCCACGUCCCUGGGCCCCCUGGACCUGCUGCGCAGUGAGGAACUGUUGACAGACACAAGUAACUCCUCCUCAUCCACAGGAGAGGAAGCUGACCUGGCCGCCCUGCUUCCUGACCUGUCUGGCCGUCUGCUCAUCAACUCCGUCUUCCACGUGGGUGCCGAGCGGCUCCAGCAGAUGCUCUUCUCAGACUCGCCCUUCCUGCAGGGCUUCCUGCAGCAGUGCAAGUUCACAGAUGUGACCUUGAGUCCCUGGAGCGGGGACAGCAAGUGCCACCAGCGGCGGGUGCUGACGUACACCAUUCCCAUCAGCAACCCGCUGGGCCCCAAGAGCGCCUCCGUGGUGGAGACACAGACGCUGUUCCGGCGGGGCCCGCAGGCAGGCGGGUGUGUGGUGGACUCCGAGGUGCUGACGCAGGGCAUCCCUUACCAGGACUACUUCUACACCGCCCACCGCUACUGCAUCCUGGGCCUUGCCCGGAACAAGGCCCGACUCCGAGUGUCCUCCGAGAUCCGCUACCGGAAACAGCCCUGGAGCCUCGUGAAGUCACUUAUCGAGAAGAACUCGUGGAGCGGCAUCGAAGAUUACUUCCACCACCUGGAGCGCGAGCUUGCCAAAGCUGAGAAGCUGUCCCUGGAGGAAGGCGGGAAGGAUGCCCGGGGACUGCUGUCGGGCCUGCGGAGGCGGAAGCGGCCCCUGAGCUGGCGGGGUCACGGUGACGGGCCCCAGCACCCGGACCCUGACCCCUGUGCCCGGGCUGCCAUGCACACCUCGGGCUCCCUCAGCUCGCGCUUCUCGGAACCGUCCGUGGACCAGGGCCCUGGGGCAGGCAUCCCCAGUGCCCUUGUUCUCAUCAGCAUUGUGAUCUGCGUGAGCCUCAUCGUCCUCAUCGCCCUCAACGUCCUCCUCUUCUACCGCCUCUGGUCUCUGGAGAGGACGGCCCAUACCUUUGAGUCCUGGCACAGUCUGGCCCUGGCCAAGGGGCCCUGCAUCCCCCGCAGCAAAUUCCCCCAGACGGCCACGGAGUGGGCGGAGAUCCUAGCCCUGCAGAAGCAGUUCCACAGCGUCGAGGUGCACAAGUGGAGGCAGAUCCUGAGGGCCUCCGUGGAGCUCCUGGACGAGAUGAAGUUCUCGCUGGAGAAGCUGCAUCAAGGCAUCACCGUCUCAGACCCGCCCUUCGACUCCCAGCCACGGCCCGACGACAGCUUCUCCUGAGGAUGCCCAGCCACGUGGCCAACCCCCCUAACGGACAGAUGGACACAGAGCCUCGGCGGCCACUGCUGGCACGGUGUGAGCGUCGGGAGCCUCCCGCCCGCCCCUCCCAGUGACCCACCAGGGGCCACACAGACAUGGGGACCACAGAACCGAGAUGCACUUUAGACCAGCGUGUGCGAGUCCAGCUGCCAUCGCCUGCCUAGCCAGGGAGCUGGCCUGGCCUUCGGCAGGCCCCCCGCUAACUUAUUUUGCCCAGCUGGGGUUGUGGGGGGGUGCCUCCGGGGUGCACGAUGCCCUCAGCUCUGGGUUUAAUGUAUUAUAUUUAUUUGGGGCUGACAUCCCCAAUAAAGCGUUGGAAAUGGC
Messenger RNA from Hyaena hyaena (striped hyena), 2944 nucleotides. It is a transcript of the gene GRAMD1A, whose product is annotated as GRAM domain containing 1A. Gene Ontology annotation, cellular component: endoplasmic reticulum-plasma membrane contact site; endoplasmic reticulum membrane; plasma membrane. The record is from RefSeq and is a predicted model, not a curated record. Lineage: Eukaryota; Metazoa; Chordata; Mammalia; Carnivora; Hyaenidae. The transcript is spliced from 21 exons. Gene Ontology annotation, molecular function: sterol binding; sterol transfer activity. The coding region runs from base 131 to 2581 and encodes 816 amino acids. Gene Ontology annotation, biological process: intracellular sterol transport.